GUGGCUCGUAACUCCGAGCCAUUUAUGCGCCAAGUGUUUGUUACCGGCGAUAUCGAAGACCUGAACCAUCUCGCCCGACAGGUUUUCGUGCUGAGGAAGCGAGCGUCUCAUGAGCUGGUUGUGCCAGGGGCAAGGUUCUACAUCUGCAGCUUGUCGCUGAAGACAGUUGUCUAUAAGGGAUUGUUGACUUCAAAUCAAUUAUGGGAGUACUUCAAGGAUCUCGGCAAUCCAGCGUUCACGACAUACCUGGCGCUGGUCCAUACCAGAUUCUCCACCAACACUUUCCCCAGCUGGGAAAGAGCACACCCUUUGAGAGUUCUUGCCCAUAAUGGUGAAAUAAAUACGUUACGUGGUAACGUCAAUUUGAUGAAGGCGCGCGAAGGCGUCAUGAAGAGCGAACUCUUCAAAGAUUCUGAACUGAAGAAACUCUACCCGGUCGUGGAGCCCAAUCUUUCCGACUCUGGAUCCGCCGACUGCGUACUGGAAUUCCUCCUCCACUGUGGCCAACGUACCCUGCCCGAAGCGGUCAUGACCAUGGUGCCCGAGGCCUGGCACAACGAUAAGACCAUGCCGCAAGAAAAGAGGGACUAUUAUCAAUGGGCCUCGUGUGCCAUGGAGGCAUGGGACGGCCCAGCUUUGAUCUCAUUCACGGAUGGACGAUACAUUGGUGCCAUACUGGACCGGAACGGCCUCCGUCCGUCUCGAUUCUACGUUACCAGUGAAAACGUACUUGUGAUGGCUUCCGAAGUUGGAGUGUAUGACGUCGAACCUGAGAAGGUUAUACUCAAGAGUCGCCUAAAACCUGGCCGUAUGUUAUUAGUAGACACUGAAGAGAAGAAGAUCAUUCAAGACGUGGAGCUUAAGCUCAAAAUCGCACGAAGCCGACCACACUCACAGUGGCUCAAAGAACAGAUUACAAUGGAAGACAUUCACAAGUCGGUAGCGUCUGCAAAUGGCACUGUGGCGUUGAACGGCUCACCGAAUGGAGCUAUAGUAGGCCUGAGCGACAAACGACUGGCCCUCUUUGGGUACACCAUUGAAGCUAUUAACAUGCUGCUGGUACCUAUGAUUCAAAACAAGAAAGAAGCAUUGGGAAGUAUGGGCAACGACGCGCCACUUGCGUGCCUGUCGCAGUUUCAGCCGCUGCCCUACGAGUAUUUCAAGCAGCUGUUCGCGCAGGUCACCAACCCGCCCAUUGAUCCCUUCAGGGAGAAAAUCGUAAUGUCGCUGCUUUGCCCGAUUGGGCCUGCAGCCAACAUCCUGCAGCCGAGCGCACAGUUCGUCCACCGUGUUUUCCUGCCGCAGCCCAUCCUGUCACUGCCGGACCUUCACGCGCUCAAGACCACCAAUCACCGCGGCUGGAAGACGAAAGUGCUGGACUGCACGUUCCCCUACGCGGAGGGGCCGCUGGGCCUGGAGCCGGCGCUGACCCGCAUCGCCAACGAGGCCUCCGCCGCGGCACAGGACGGAUAUCAGCUCAUCGUCCUGAGCGACCGCGCGGCUGGGAAGGAGAGGGUGCCCGUCAGCUCCUUGCUUGCUCUUGGUGCUGUCCACCACCACAUGAUCGAGACUCGACAGCGCAUGAAAGUUGGGAUCAUCGUAGAGACGGCGGAAGCCAGAGAGGUUCACCACAUGUGUGUCUUGCUAGGGUAUGGCGCGGAUGCAAUCUGUCCAUACCUCGCUUUCGAACUGGCCUUCGCUCUCCGCAACGACCACAUCCUCGACCCGAACCUAACCGACGAGGACAUCUACGUCGCCUACCAGAAAGCCAUGGAGACUGGCUUAGCCAAAGUGAUGGCGAAGAUGGGGAUUAGUAUGCUGCAGUCUUACAGGAGCGCGCAGAUCUUUGAGGCAGUUGGUCUGAGUGAGGAGGUCAUUGAUAAGUGCUUCAAGGGAACUCAGUCUAGAAUUGGUGGUGUGAACUUCGAAAUUCUUUCUCAAGACAUCUUUGACAGAUACGCUUUGGCCUACGGAGAAAUGAGAGACGCUCUCGUUUUAAGGAACCCCGGUAACUAUCACUGGCGCGCUGGUGGCGAGAAACAUAUCAACGAUCCGAUGUCCAUCGCUAACCUCCAAGAAGCUGCUUUGAAUAAUAGCUCUUCAGCUUAUGAUAAAUACAAGGAAAGCGCAUUAGAAUCCGUUCGGGCGUGUACGCUCCGAGGCCAGCUGGAGCUCGUGAAGCUGGACGAACCGAUCCCGCUGAAUGAAGUGGAGCCGGCCUCUGAGAUCGUGAAGAGAUUCGCCACCGGCGCAAUGUCCUUCGGAUCGAUCUCGUUGGAGGCGCACACGACUCUGGCCAUUGCCAUGAACCGCAUCGGAGGCAAGUCCAACACCGGCGAGGGUGGCGAGAACGCAGACCGGUACUUGAACCAAGAUCCCGACUACAACAAGAGGUCAGCGAUCAAGCAAGUAGCUUCCGGACGCUUCGGCGUGACGGCAUCGUAUCUCGCACACGCUGACGACCUGCAAAUCAAGAUGGCCCAAGGCGCUAAACCUGGAGAGGGCGGCGAAUUACCCGGCUACAAAGUGACAGAACAAAUUGCCAAAACUCGCUGCUCGGUACCGGGAGUGGGGCUGAUUUCCCCACCACCCCACCACGAUAUCUACUCGAUCGAGGACUUGGCCGAGCUGAUCUACGACCUCAAGUGCGCCAAUCCACGCGCACGCAUUUCUGUCAAACUCGUUUCGGAAGUUGGUGUAGGCGUUGUCGCUUCGGGAGUCGCCAAGGGCAAAGCUGAGCACAUAGUAAUUUCGGGCCACGACGGCGGCACAGGCGCCAGCUCGUGGACGGGCAUCAAGUCGGCCGGCCUGCCCUGGGAGCUGGGCAUCGCCGAGACGCACCAGGUGCUCGUGCUCAACGACCUGCGCUCCAGAGUGGUCGUCCAAGCCGAUGGCCAAAUCCGGACAGGCUUCGACGUGAUGGUCGCAGCCCUCCUCGGUGCCGACGAGUUCGGCUUCAGCACAGCCCCGCUCAUUGCCCUGGGCUGCACCAUGAUGCGCAAGUGCCACCUCAACACGUGUCCCGUGGGCAUCGCCACGCAGGAUCCGGUCUUGAGGGCCAAGUUCGCCGGCAAGCCGGAACAUGUCGUCAACUACCUAUUUAUGUUGGCUGAAGAGGUUCGCCAGCACAUGGCAGAAGUGGGCGUACGCAAAUUCCAAGAUUUGAUUGGUCGCACAGACUUGCUGAAAGUGCGAGAGAACAAUGAUAACCCUAAGGCACGCCUUCUCAACCUCAGUCUCAUAUUGAAGAACGCUCUGCACAUGCGGCCUGGAGUCAACAUCAUCGGCGGUUCUAAGUCACAGGACUUCCAACUGGAAAAACGACUUGACAACCAGCUGAUCGAGCAGUGUGCUGGCAUCCUAGACGGAACGCAAAAGCACAUCGACAUCAAGAUGAAGAUCACCAACGAAGACAGAGCUUUUACUUCCACUCUGUCUUACCAUGUUGCUAUGAAAUACGGUGACCUUGGUCUGCCCGACGGCACAACCGUGAACAUCGCUCUCACUGGCUCUGCUGGGCAGAGCUUCUGCGCGUUCCUGUCCAAGGGAAUCACUGUUACCCUCGAAGGAGACGCUAACGACUACGUUGGCAAGGGCCUGUGCGGUGGCAAAGUGAUCAUCUACCCACCGAAAACAUCCUCGUUCGAGUCGCACCUCAACGUGAUAGUUGGAAACGUGUGCUUGUAUGGAGCCACCUCUGGACGAGCUUAUUUCAGAGGCAUCGCGUCCGAACGCUUCUGCGUGCGCAACUCAGGCUGCACGGCCGUGGUGGAAGGCGUGGGCGACCACGGCUGCGAGUACAUGACAGCCGGCACUGUGCUCAUCCUCGGCCUAACUGGACGCAACUUCGCCGCCGGCAUGAGCGGCGGUAUCGCGUACGUGUACGACAUCGACGGAUCGUUCAAAGGCAAGUGCAACACUGAGAUGGUGGAACUCCUGCCGCUUAAGCAAAAUGACGAUCUUAACGUCGUCAAAACUCUAUUGAAAGAAUUCGUCGACUACACUGGUUCCCUGAUCGCACAAGAUCUUCUAAAAACCUGGCCGACACCAGCUAAGAAUUUCAUCAAAGUGUUCCCGUUCGAAUACCAGCGAGCCUUAAAGACUCUCGCCUUGAAGCAACCCGCCGCUCCAAAGAUGGAGACCAACGGCAAGGGUGACAAUGGCGUACAGGACAUUGAGGAAGCUGUCAGAGAUAUCGAACUGGAUAAAAAGAACUUGGAGAAGAUUCUUGAUAAGACUCAUGGCUUCAUAAAGUACCCUCGCGAAACAUCAAUGUAUCGACCUGCUGAAAAACGCCUCCGCGACUGGGACGAGAUAUACAACUUCAAUCACGUACGACGUGGGCUGCGGGUGCAGGCGGCCAGGUGCAUGGAGUGCGGGGUGCCUUUCUGCCAGAGCGGACAUGGAUGCCCUCUGGGAAAUAUCAUACCGAAGUGGAAUGACUUGAUCUAUAGGGGAGAUUGGAAACAAGCUCUGCAUCAGUUGUUGCAGACAAAUAACUUCCCAGAGUUCACGGGGCGCGUUUGCCCUGCGCCGUGUGAGGGCGCCUGCGUGCUGGGCAUCUCCGAGCCGCCCGUCACCAUCAAGAACAUCGAGUGCGCCAUCAUCGACAACGCCUUCGAGAGCGACUGGAUCAAGCCCGAGAUUCCAGAACAUCGCAACGGUAAAACCGUAGCUGUCGUCGGAUCAGGACCUGCAGGUUUGGCCUGCGCUCAUCAGCUCAACAAGGCCGGCUACACGGUAACGGUGUUCGAACGCAACGACCGUCCGGGCGGGCUACUCCAAUACGGCAUUCCAACUAUGAAACUCGGCAAAGACGUGGUCGCGCGACGCAUCAAACUGAUGGAGGCUGAAGGCAUCUCUUUCAAGUGCAACAUUGAUGUCGGAAAGGAUAUUUCCGCUACUGAUUUGGCUAACGAGUACAACGCCUUAGUCUUAUGCAUGGGCGCGACCUGGCCUCGCGACUUAAACCUCAAGGGUCGGCAACUGAACGGCAUCCACUUUGCUAUGGAGUUUCUCGAGAACUGGCAGAAGAAGCAGAUGGGUCCCACGCACCAUCAUCAGAAUAAGGACAACCCUGAACUCAGCGCGAAGGAUAAAAACGUGCUUAUUAUUGGUGGAGGUGAUACGGGUUGCGACUGCAUAGCGACGUCGCUGCGACAAGGCGCCAAGUCGAUCACCACCUUCGAGAUCCUACCCGAACCAAAACCGACUCGAGGACAAGACAACCCAUGGCCCCAAUGGCCUAGGGUCUUCAGAGUGGACUAUGGACACGAAGAGGUGAAAGUGAAAUUCGGAAACGAUCCUCGCAAGUUUUCUACGCUUACCAAGGAAUUCUUGGAUGACGGCGAAGGUAACGUGCGCGGUGUGGCGGCAGUCGAGGUGGAAUGGACACGCGGCGCUGGGGGACGUUGGGAGAUGAAAGAAGUACCUGGCACCGAGAAGGUCUACGAAGCUGAGCUGGUGCUGCUGGCCAUGGGCUUCUUAGGACCAGAGAAAUACGUUGCCAACCAACUCAAUCUUGCCCAGGAUGCCCGCAGCAACUUUGAAACGGAAAAAAACAAUAUCUACAAAACUCCAGUUACCAACGUAUUCGCUGCCGGUGACUGUCGUCGCGGACAGUCCCUCGUCGUCUGGGCAAUCUCUGAAGGGCGUCAAGCAGCGCGAGCUGUUGACAUAUACCUCUGCGGAAAGUCUUCCCUGCCCGGUCCUGGCGGCGUCAUCUACAACCAUUGAGCGUAACGAAGAGUGGCGAGAUCUGAGUAUGUAUUCAUAUGCUACGGCUCUAGGAGACCAUCUGCAUAAUGUGACUUCAAAUCAACAAGUAUACUUGAAGUGAAGAAAUUGAAACAAGCAUGAAAAUUUCGUAGAAAACCAGGAAUUUUUAAAAAAGACAGAAAAUAUAGACGAAGCAUACGUAAAAGUAUUUAUAAACGAUAAAAAAGGAAGCUCCGUAAAUUUCCACUGCAAUAGAUGUCAUUCAUUUAACUGGUAAUGUUUUCUUUAUGCAUUGUUAAUAAUGCCAUUAGUAGUGAUAAUGUUUUCGUUAUAUGUAAUUAUACUGAUAAUGUUCUCAUUGUCAAUUAUGUUAUUGUAUUGAUAAUGUUUUCGUUAUGUAUUGUCCAUGAUGUCAUUAUAGUGGUAAUGUUUUGAUUAUGCAUUAUCAAUGAUGACGUAAUACCUUAAAAGUAUCCCAAUUUGCCUGUUUAAAUGAAAUAUAAUGAGUAGGAUAUGUUAAUAUCUUUAUUUUAUAGAAAUCAUUUCACCGUCCGUAACAUAAACAAAAAUGUAAAAACAUUCAAUUGAAAGAGAACCUUACAAAUAUCUUCCUAGAGCUGUGACGUGGUAACGAUUAGUCGUAUAGAGCAUUUAGAAAAUAAAUAUAGAAUGCGGUCAUACAACCUGGCAAUAAGCAAGAAUCGUUAGACUUAUAUGUUAUUGAACUAGAAAAGACAAUAAUUUGUGGACGUCACCAUGAAAAUAGAUGUAAACCGGCAAAGGAUGAGAGAUGAUAUAUGGCAUUUAUUAGUCGGACGCAAUUUCACAAGUCUACUCGGAAUUCCUGAGGUGCAAAUAAUGAAUAAAAAUAAAGUUUAAACUGUUUACUUUAAAAAUGAUAUAGAUCAUAAAUUAAAUAUUGAUAAAUAGAUUCAUCAGUCUUUGGCUGAAAUGAUGAAAUUGAUACGUAUUAUGUUUUGUGCAUACAAUAUCCCCGGUAUUGGAUUGAUCGAAAGCCAAAAUGACGUUG
This is a messenger RNA of Hyposmocoma kahamanoa, 6748 nucleotides long. It is a transcript of the gene Gogat, whose product is annotated as glutamate synthase [NADH], amyloplastic. Gene Ontology annotation, molecular function: oxidoreductase activity, acting on the CH-NH2 group of donors, NAD or NADP as acceptor; iron-sulfur cluster binding; glutamate synthase activity. Bases 25 to 5736 code for a protein of 1903 amino acids. The transcript is spliced from 37 exons. The record is from RefSeq and is a predicted model, not a curated record. Lineage: Eukaryota; Metazoa; Arthropoda; Insecta; Lepidoptera; Cosmopterigidae.